UAAUGGCUGCACCUUUGGUGCAUAACUAGAUUUAUUGAUAAACAUUUACAAAACAUAUAUACCACCCACAUAGUCUGCUACAUUUAUAGUUCCCCUCCCCUUUAUCCUGCUCAUUCUGUGGGACAUAGUGUGUUAGUGCCCUGCAGGAAUACUGGCACUAGGAACCUUUUAUCUGAUCUAAUUACUUUGUGACUCCUAUGCAUACGGCAGCAGCCCAUGUUCCUCAAGAUAUACUGUAAGCCAUUGUCCAACUAUGAAUGCAAUGGGAUUGGCCACGGGCCUUUAGCUAAACUACAUCUACAUAUGGCUGCAGUAUGUGAGAUAGAGUAGAGAUCCUGGGAAAGCACAUUAUAGAGAAUGAACAGGAUCAAAUGACACAGGUAGAACAGAGGUAACGUCAUGAUCAAGUGAAAAGUAACGUAUCCAGAGAACAAAAAUGUUGCUUUUUAAAAAUUACUUUCAUCUAAUGUUUUAGACUGCAUUGUAAAAUAAAUAACACAUAUUAGUCUGCACAAAGAAGCACAGUUGUCUGUAUAGCUGCUUUAGUAAUUAAUGUAAGCUGGAGCUGCCAUACAUCUUUGCUGUGAUAAAAUUCACUUUAGUCUACAUAUUCCAACACUGCAGAAUAACUUUGUAAGUGAAGAAAUAAAAUUGUGAAAAAAUAUAAAGAAUGAUUCAAAUGUUUUUAUUACUCAUACAAGGGCUACAUCACCAGUGCACUUACCUUUAUUUAACUGCUUGUACUAGACUCAUCAUUCUAAUUGUCGAUUGGCUGGUAUGGGUAACUGUGCUGGUGCAAUUUAAGCCUUAUGUAGUAAAUGAACAAAUGAAAAACAAAAUAUAAAAACAUAUGGAAACAUUUUUGUAACAAUCGAGUUGUUUUUACUAGAUAUAGAAUAAAGAGCUGUUGGUGAUGUCUUUUAAACACUCUACCUGAGUGGCUUUCUACCUGGUAAACAUGGCGGAAUCCGGCGGAGGUGAAUUUAUCUCCAUCCGGCAGAGCAGUAUGGCAGAUAAGGGCAGCAGUGUGAAAUGUACCUUUUCUGCUCCUGGCCACAGCACUACUCUCUUACAAGGACUGACGACACUGCGUGCUCAGGGCCAGCUGCUUGAUGUGAUUCUUACAAUAAACAAUGAAGUGUUUCAAGUUCACAAAGUGGUCCUCGCAGCUUGCAGUGACUACUUCAGGGCAAUGUUCACUGGAGGGAUGAGGGAAGCAAACCAAGAUGUUAUUGAGUUAAAAGGCGUCUCUUCUAGGGGACUUAGACACAUAAUUGACUUUGCAUAUAGUGCAGAAGUAACUCUUGACCUAGACUGCAUUCAUGAUGUCUUAGGAGCAGCAGUAUUUCUUCAGAUGGUACCAGUUGUGGAGCUUUGUGAAGAGUUUUUGAAGUCUGCAAUGAGUGUGGAAACUUGUUUGAAUAUUGGACAAAUGGCUACAACUUUUAGUUUGGCUUCUCUAAAAGAGUCUGUUGACACAUUCACAUUCAAGCACUUUCUUCAGAUUGCUGAAGAAGAAGAUUUUCUACAUUUGCCUUUGGAAAGAUUCGUUUUCUUUCUUCAAAGCAAUAAGUUAAAAAGCUGCAGUGAAAUAGAUUUAUUUCAUGCUGCAAUUCGUUGGCUGCAGUUUGACUAUUCCCGCCGAGCUAAUGCCAGCCAUGUCCUUUGCCAUAUUCGUUUUCCAUUAAUGAAGUCUUCAGAAUUGGUGGACAGUAUUCAAACAGUAGAUAUAAUGGUAGAGGAUGCAUUAUGCAGGCACUAUCUUCUGGAAGCUUUCAACUACCAAAUAUUGCCAUUCCGGCAGCAUGAGAUGCAAUCUCCUAGAACUGUAAUUAGAUCCGAUGUCUUUUCACUCAUUACAUUUGGCGGCACACCUUAUACAGAUAAUGACAGAACAGUGAGUAACAAGGUGUACUACUUACCAGAUAUAUGUUCUCGACAAUUUAAGGACCUAAAUGAAAUGGAAAUAGGAUGCAGCCAUGCCUGUGUUGCAGUGCUCGAUAAUUUUGUCUAUGUUGUUGGCGGACAGCUUUUACAGUACAGAAGUGGUGAGGGAGCUGUUGAUGUCUGUUUUCGGUAUGAUCCCCAUUUAAAUCAGUGGUUGCGCAUUCUGGCCAUGCAAGAGAGCAGAAUUCAGUUUCAACUCCAUGUUUUGAAUGGAAUGCUCUAUGCCACUGGUGGGCGAAAUCGUUCUGGAAGUUUGGCAUCUGUGGAGAGGUACUGUCCAAAAAACAAUGAAUGGACCUAUGUUUGUUCUCUUAAACGAAGAACAUGGGGGCAUGCAGGUGCCACACUUGGUGGAAGACUCUAUAUAUCCGGAGGCUAUGGAGUAUCUGUUGAAGAUAAAAAAGCUCUUCAUUGUUAUGAUUCGUCUGUAGAUCAGUGGGAGUUUAAAUCCCCGAUGAAUGAACCAAGAGUCCUGCAUGCAAUGGUUGGAACAAAAAAUAGAAUUUAUGCUCUUGGUGGACGGAUGGACCAUGUUGAUCGAUGUUUUGAUGUGUUGGCUGUUGAGUAUUAUCUUCCAGAGACUGACAUGUGGACAACAGUGAGCCCAAUGAAAGCUGGGCAGUCUGAGGCAGGUUGCUGCUUGUUGGAUAAAAAGAUUUAUGUUGUAGGUGGCUACAACUGGCACUUAAACAAUGUGACGAGUAUUGUCCAAGUAUAUAAUAUAGAAACUGAUGAGUGGGAAAGGGACCUUCACUUUCCAGAAUCAUUUGCUGGAAUAGCAUGUGCAUCAGUCAUACUACCACAAAUUAUAAAUCAGAGGUAACCAAAUAGGAAGUAAAAGGUAUAAACCUUCAAAUCUAUGACUAUUUUUUAUAUUCUUAAUAUAUUGCACAUUAAAUGCUAAACAACGUUUACGUUAUGUGUGGUUCUAUUCAAAUGUGUCUUACCUUAAGUGAUUUAGGUAUGUUUUGUGGACCAGACAAAUAGAAUAAAGUGUAAGGGGGAGGAUUGUGUUUUGAGAACAUGCAAACUGACAUUUCUACAGUAUUUGAAGGGAAACUGCUCAUCGUAAAACCAAAACAGCUUGUUGCAUUCAGAAUAGAAGGUUGACUCUUCAAGAGAAGAGACUACACUUGAUAUCUAAAACACUGGUGCUUCAACUUGUAGACUUUUCGCUUUGUGUAUUAAUGAGAUGUUUUUAGCUAGUUAUCCACGGAAAGAUCCACUUGUUUAUCAAGGUUCAAACAAAAAGGUAAUCAUUGACUAAUUUAGUACAACUAGCUAGCCAAAGGGCCCAUGUUAUCCCGUUUAUAUUCUCUCUUGUUUGUUAAAUUAUUGUGAGACCUUUGUUAUAAAUCAGUGUAAAAUGCUGUGUAACUUGCUUGCAGUAUCAAAUUAACUGAGCAUCAUGAUCCAUGUGGCCUGGUUGUUACAGCCAUUAAUUAGUAUACCUGGGAAUCAGGUAAUGCAGUGUUCCUUACUUACGU
This is a messenger RNA of Xenopus laevis (African clawed frog), 3434 nucleotides long. It is a transcript of the gene klhl26.S, whose product is annotated as kelch like family member 26 S homeolog. The record is from RefSeq and is a predicted model, not a curated record. The transcript is spliced from 3 exons. Lineage: Eukaryota; Metazoa; Chordata; Amphibia; Anura; Pipidae. Bases 959 to 2770 code for a protein of 603 amino acids.